Messenger RNA from Drosophila biarmipes, 3449 nucleotides. Its product is annotated as non-lysosomal glucosylceramidase. Gene Ontology annotation, biological process: glucosylceramide catabolic process; carbohydrate metabolic process. The record is from RefSeq and is a predicted model, not a curated record. NCBI's taxonomy places the organism in Eukaryota, Metazoa, Arthropoda, Insecta, Diptera, Drosophilidae. Bases 156 to 3005 code for a protein of 949 amino acids. Gene Ontology annotation, molecular function: beta-glucosidase activity; glucosylceramidase activity. Gene Ontology annotation, cellular component: membrane. The transcript has 7 exons.
CCUCAGAUGUUGUUGUUUUCUCGGCUGCUCCGGUCGCGCGUUCGUGGUGCUCUCGAAAUAAAUCAGAUAUAGGCGAACUAUGAAUUAAAGAGUCCCCAGAUAAUAAAGCAUAGUUCCCCAACCGAGCACGCGAUCAUCGAAACCGAACUCUCGAAAUGGCCGAACCUGUGGCAACGGAAACCAAGGUGCUGGGCAACGGAAACGCCAAUGGAAACGCGGUCGGAAUCGCCGAAUCCGCCAGUGCCGUGUUCCAGGAGAAGAUGAAGCUGCAGUCGGAGGAGCCCAACGAGAUAACCGCGGUGCCCAAGUACGGGCUCAAGCUGAAGUUCGACCAUGUGUGGCCGGAGCGGAGGAUCCAAAACGUGCGGGCCUCCAUAAGGCAAACGCUGCCCAUGGUGCCCCUCGUCUGCAGAUAUGCGGCCUACUACUGGAAAGUGUCGCGUGAAGGUCGCCGGGUGUACAUGGACUACUACUACAUGGAGAAUGGCAAGCAGAUCUACGGGGUUCCCAUCGGCGGAAUCGGAGGUGGCACCAUUGGCCGCGGCUACGCCGGCGAGUUCUGCCGGUUCCAGAUGCGCCCCGGCAUCUACGAGUACAAUGUGGUCCAGGCCAACCAGUUCAUCGUGACCAUCAAGGAUCCCAAGGGCUGCACCAUCUUUCAGAGCCUGCUCUCCAAGUGCAGCACCAGGGACAAGAGCGGCGAUCCGGAUGCGGAUGGCGAUCCGGAUGGGGAGAGAACUAAAUGUCACCUGCCCAAUUGCAGCAGUCGCGCCAAGCAGCCGCUGAGUGCCUGGCACUCGAACAUCGAGGACUCCCGCUGCAGCUACACGGGGCUCUACCCGCGCUCCUGGACGGAGUACGACCUGUCCCACUAUGGAGUGCGCCUCACCUGUCGCCAGGUGUCGCCGGUCAUCCCGCACGAGUACCGGGAGUCCAGCCUGCCGUGCGCCGUCUUCGUGUGGAGCGUGGAGAACGUCUGCGACCAGGAGCGCAAGGUGUCCAUCACGUUCAGUUUCAAGAACGGCACCGGGAACAAGAAGCAGGAUGCCGAGGGCGGAGCCGAGGCGCAGCUGAUCAGCGAGGGCAACGCCAAGGGUGUCUCCAUCCGGCAGAAGAUCGCCGACAUGCCCUGCAGCUAUAACCUGGCCUGCCGGGUCCUCCCCGAGAUCAGCAUCACGCGCUGUCCCCAGUUCGAUCCCGCCGGCAACGGGGAGCAGCUGUGGGCGCAGCUCAAGGAGCACGGUCAGCUCAGCGAGCAGCCCACCUCGGAGACCCUGAAAACCAAAGAUAUAGGCGUGGCUGUGUGUGCCCAGGUGGCCCUGAAGCCAAUGGCCUCUCACGAACUGGAGUUUGUGCUGGUCUGGGACAUGCCGAAGAUUCAAUUUCCCAGGAAGAUGCAGACCCACACGCGCUACUACACCAAGUACUUCGACGACAGCGGCGACUCGGGUCCCAAGAUCUGCGAGUACGCCCUGAAGCAGUACGCCACCUGGGAGCGGUUAAUCGAUGCCUGGCAGAGACCCAUACUGAAUGACGAGACCCUUCCCGACUGGUACAAGUGCGCCAUUUUCAACCAACUCUACUUCAUCUCGGACGGCGGUACCAUCUGGCUGAAGUGCGACUCCUCGCUGGGCACGGAGCUGGCCUACGAUGAUCCCCGGCUCGCCUACGGCCGCUUUGGUUACCUAGAGGGCCACGAGUACCGCAUGUACAACACCUACGAUGUCCACUUCUACGCCUCGCCCGCUCUGGCCCACCUCUGGCCCAACCUUCAGGUCAGUCUGCAGUACGACUUCAAGGAUGCCAUCGCCGCAGAGCUGAGCGAUACCCGUAAGAUGCUCUACGACGGCAAGGUGAUGCCCCGCAAGGUCAAGAACUGCGUGCCCCACGAUCUGGGCGAUCCCGAUGAAGAGCCCUUCACCCUUAUCAACUGCUAUAACAUCCACGAUGUCAAUGACUGGAAGGAUCUCAACACGAAGUUUGUGCUGCAAGUCUACCGGGACUACUAUGUCCUCAAUGAACUGGCCCAGGCCCAGGCGGAUAAUGCCAGCAAGUUCAGCUCUAUUGAGUUUAUUGACAAGGAGAGCUUGUACGAGUUGUACAGCCAGGACAACAAGCGCAAGAACUCUUCAGAUGAAAAACAACAGAACCGCAAAUCUGCAUCGAUGUACAUCAACGAAACCAAUGGCAAGGUGUACCUCAUGGACGCCAUUGGCUACCUGAAGGCCAUGUACGGACCCUGCAAGGCCAUCAUGGAGCGCACCAUUGAGUACGACAAGGACAACGAUGGGCUGAUCGAGAACACCAAGAUGCCGGACCAGACCUACGACUCCUGGGUGAUGGACGGGCCCAGUGCGUACUGCUCCGGACUGUGGCUGGCUGCCCUCCAAUCCAUGUCGGCCAUGGCCACCAUCCUGGACCAGCCGAACGACUGCCUGCGCUACCAGGAUAUCCUGGAGAAGGGCAAGAAAUCGCUGGAGGAGAAGCUCUGGAAUGGCAGCUACUACCGCUUCGAUCUCUCGCACAGCCACCGGGAUACGAUUAUGGCCGAUCAGCUUUGUGGGCAUUGGUAUCUGAAGUCCUGCGGCUUCGACUACGAGAUCUAUCCGAAGGAAAAUGUGCGCACUGCCCUCAAGAGGAUCUACGACAACAAUGUCAUGGGUUUCCAUGAGGGCAAUAUCGGGGCGGCCAACGGGUUCAUAGCCAAUGCGGGCGAACCCACCAAGCCGGGUCACGUGGACAACAGCAACAUCCAGGCGGAGGAGGUGUGGCCAGGCGUGGUGUACGCCCUGGCCGCCACCAUGAUCCAGGAGGGUAUGUUCGAGGAGGCCUUCCAGACAGCCGGCGGCAUGUACAAGACGAUUUCGCAGCGCAUCGGCAUGAACUUCGAGACCCCGGAGGCGCUGUACGGGGAGAAGCGCUAUCGUUCCAUCGGCUACAUGCGACCCUUGAGUAUUUGGUCCAUGCAAGUGGCAUUGGAGAGACGGCGAGCCCAACGCGACUAAGUCGAGAGUACAAUCUAUACCGAAGUCUACACAACCAAAGAUAUUACUAAGCCAGCACAAAAAUAAUCUUAGCCUUUAGUUUGAUUCUCCUGUCGAGGUUGAAACGAGCUUAUUGAUCGGGAGUGGGGGUGAAGAUGAUGUCUGAGAUGGUUUUCAAAUUUAUAGCUUUAUGUGUACUUUUAAGCUGGAAUCUGUUGGCGCUUACUCCAUGUCUUCUCUAGCUGCAAAGCCAGUCACAAAUCAAACUGCUACUCUCUGUUGAAGUACAACUACGCAAUGGUAUUCAGAUGGAGCACAAUUCGUAUUUAAAUGUUAGCUAAGCAAAAUAUUUAAAUCAAUUAUAACUGUUUUAAUUAAUUAUGUAUGUUCUAAGAAAGUAUUUCAAUGUGUAAACCGUUGCUGUCUGCAAUAAAUGUGACCAAAGAGUCGGAAACUAAUCGAGAA